Molecule: messenger RNA, 1478 nt
Organism: Mandrillus leucophaeus (drill)
Lineage: Eukaryota; Metazoa; Chordata; Mammalia; Primates; Cercopithecidae
Gene: NDUFAF1
Product: NADH dehydrogenase (ubiquinone) complex I, assembly factor 1
Exons: 5
Coding region: 400-1383 (327 amino acids)
Biological process (GO): mitochondrial respiratory chain complex I assembly; mitochondrial electron transport, NADH to ubiquinone
Cellular component (GO): mitochondrion
Source: RefSeq, a predicted model, not a curated record
ACUAUAGGCUCGGGGAGGUAAGCGGUGGUAGGUCGGCGUUUGAUGUGUCCCGGGUGUGGGGAGGCGACAGAGCCCUGGCAGUUGAGGGUUGCGGGGCCUCCCCACCGCGGCGAAGGUCUAGCCUUCGGAGGCCAGGCCGUGAGUGCCGGAGGUAAACGCCAAGGCGGAAGAGUUUUGCCACUCACUACCUCAGUGACCUCGGGUAAAUUAGUCUUGGAACGUCGGUUUUCUCGUCUCCAUGAUUGAAAUAAUAAUAGUUCCUCUCUAAGGAUUGUUGUGAGCCGUCAGUGAAACACUUAGAGCAGUUUCUGGCACAUGGUAGAAUUGGGCUAUUUGCUGAAGCUUCUUCGUAGCCCUUGGUAGCCCAGGAAGAAACUUACGUUUUGAUUUUUUUGGACCAUGGCUUUGUUUCACAAAGUGCUGCGUGGUACUUAUAUUCUCAGAAAAUGCUCUAAGCCAGCUUCUGCCUUGCAUCCAUUUUUGGGUAUUCGCUUUGCAGACUAUUCCAGUAGUCUUCAGAAACCAGUGGCUUCUCCUGGCAAAGCCUCCUCACAGAGGAAGACUGAAGGGGGUUUGCAAGGACAUCACCAGAAAGAAGUUGCUUUGGAUAUAACUUGUCCUGAGGGGAAACCUGAUGUUAGUUUCGAUAAAGCAAUUAGAGAUGAAGCAAUGGACCAUUUUAGGCGUUUGAAGGAUGAAAUUGUGAAUCAUUGGAAGGGACCGGAAGGCCGCCCUCUGCAAGAGGCCUUACUGGAACAAGCCAAGGUUGUCUGGCAGUUCCGCGGGAAAGAAGAUUUGGAUAAGUGGAGAGUGACUUCUGAUAAGACGAUUGGAGGCAGAAGUGAAGUGUUUUUGAAAAUGGGCAAGAAUAACCAAAGUGCACUGCUCUAUGGAACUCUGAGCUCUGAGGCACCUCAGAACGGGGAGUCUGCCCACAGUGGGUACUGUGCAAUGAUAUCCAGGAUUCCAAGGGGUGCUUUUGAGAGGAAGUUGUCUUAUGAUUGGUCGCAGUUCAAUACUCUGUAUCUCCGUGUACGUGGGGAUGGUCGGCCUUGGAUGGUGAAUAUCAAGCAGGACACAGAUUUCCUCCAGAGGACGAAUCAGAUGUAUAGUUACUUCAUGUUCACCCGUGGUGGACCCUACUGGCAGGAGGUCAAGAUUCCUUUUUCCAAAUUUUUCUUCUCUAAUCGAGGAAGAAUCCGGGAUGUUCAGCAUGAGCUUCUGCUUGACAAGAUCUCUUCUAUAGGAUUCACCUUGUCUGAUAAAGUGGAUGGUCCAUUCUUUCUGGAGAUAGAUUUUAUUGGAGUGUUUACUGAUCCAGCCCAUACAGAAGAAUUUGCGUAUGAAAAUUCUCCAGAGCUUAACCCAAGGCUUUUUAAAUAAAGAUUAUGUGGUAGUUUUGUUUUACUAAUCUAAGGGUACUAGCAUCUGUAAUGAUGUAGACAAAAUAAAAUAUUUCUUUAAUGGCAUCCAACCAA